GCCAAGGCUACAGGACGUCGGCCCAGAGGGAGAACACCAUUUUGCUUGCGUUCUCAUGUUUUCAAUGAUACGAGAGUCAUUUUGGGUUGUCCUUAGCCAAUUCCAAUGGAGGCCUUGAGGGGUGACCAGGAGACGACGCCACAACUUUGUUCUUCAUGCAGAUGCCGCAAGAUCUGUGGCAUCGUGUCAGACACCAGCAUGCAUUUCCAGUGGUACGCCAUCAGAAAAUGAAUAGCAAGUUCACAAUAUGACCGGUGCUGUCUUCUCUCGAUAUAGUUAUAGUUCUCUUCGUACCUUCACACCCUCGUUGUGGCUUCAGCAUUGCUGUCUUGUCGUACGCCACCCAGAUUGGCACCAAGACGCGGGUUCCUCUCCCAUUGGUGCUGUAGUCGCUUAUCGUGUGUCCAUCAUCGACACUAGUAGAUUGAAAGCCAAGAUGAUCGCAAGAAUAAGAUGGCCUCUGCUCUGCUGAGCCAGCAAAAAGAAAAACAAUUCUUCACUGCUGGGUUGGGGGCAAAUUAGCCGACGGGCUUGAUCGUCAUCUGCGGGGGAAUUUGAGAACCUACCUAAAUAGGUAAAGAGCUGUAUGCGAUCCCACGUUACAGCAGCGCGCAGCGAGGUAUGUAAUCCCCUCACGCGCAGAUUUCGAAUAAUUCAGAGCGACUAUUGACUUUCUUCGGGCGUGAAACGCGUAAAAGAGAAAUCACCACCAACUUCAGUCACGGGAUCCGACAGCUGUCAGUUGCCAGCUGCCAACUAUGAAGCUUCUAGCCUUGGUCGUGUCUCUGAUUGGGCUCGCCCAAACCCAGGACACGGGUGUGCACCCCGAAUGGCCGCGAUGGUGCGGAAAAGUCUACAAGCCCGAAUACCCCAGCUUCAACCCAGGUGGCCAGACUGUUGAGCCUGCUCGUCUUGCCGACGGUCCCGCACUUCACAUUCAAUUCAAGCCGCGUUAUAGUGUCUAUAUCGAGAGCGAGAAUGAAGCCGAAUUCAUCGUCAAUGCUGCCGUUUCAGAAUGGUUCGGGUCCAAGUGGCCCGGGCUGGCGAACCCUGCCACCGCGCCGCCAGUUGUCUUUACAGUCAAUAUGGUUUCCAACAACAAUGUUUUGGUAUCCAAUCAUGUCCAGCCCGGAACAACUGGUAACCUAUUCAAGUUUAACUUGACGUCUGUUCAACCCAGUCUGGAACCGUAUCAGGUCGUCUUAUUUGGUGCUCCCGAAGCAGGCAGCCCCAACAUCACUGUGUCCAGCGAGUUCUUCUAUCUCCCUGAGAAGAAAUCGGGCAGCGUAACUAAAAUUGACAACCUCCACGGUGGUAUGCUAUUCCGAAACAGUGCCACCAAGGGCCAGUUCCAGCCAAUCCUUCCCUACGGGUUUUAUGCUCAAUGCGUGGGGCUCUUCUGCGAGGACGACUACCAAGCCAGGAUUAAGGCAUACUCUGAUCUCGGGCUCAAUGGCAUGGUCCCCUUGACACCCAUCACCAGGAAUCCUGCUGCAUUUGCCUACAUGAAUACUCUACCAGACAUGCAUUACAUGUACGACCUGCGGGAUUAUUUCCGUAAUCUCAGCUUAGUUGAAAGCCAAGUGACAGCUGUCAAGGACCACGAAAACAUCUACUCGUACUGGGGUACAGAUGAGCCCGACGGCUGGCAGUACCCAUUCAACACGACUAUCGCGGUAACAGAUUUGAUCCACAAACUUGACCCGUACCAUCCUGUUGCUGUUACUCUCAACUGCCAAAACUACUAUUUUGGCCCUUACACUCGCGGUUUUGAUUUCAUCAUGGAAGACGCAUACCCCAUUGCCAUCAACUCCACUUUUUCGAAAUGGGGUACCGCUUGCAAUGCAACUUACGGUGACUGCGGAUGUGACAACUGUCACGGAAAUGUACAGGACGUGCCCUCCCGUUUGGAUGACCUUAUCCAAUAUGAGAAGUGGCUCGGGCUGUGGCCCAAGACAAAGGUGCAUAACCCUCAGAGCUUCCACGGAGAGGACUAUUGGUUCCGGGACCCAACCCCUGCCGAAGAAGUCGUCAUGAAUGCUCUGGCUUUCAACCACCAUGCCAAGUCCAUCAUCUCUUGGGUUUGGCCUACCAGUGAUGCUCUUGCUCAAAUUCAUGGAAAGUACGCCAAGGUUGUAGCUCAGGUGCCAGUCCGUGAUUUCAUCGUUCUCAGUGAGGCGCAGCCUCUUCCCACCAAGUGCAACAAGGUGGUUGAUGCAGCUUACUGGAAAUACGAAAACCAAGUGUUGCUAAACGUGGUUAACGGUGGGUAUGAGCCCAUCAACAGAACCGUAAGAGUUCCUCUACCAGAUUCAAUCAAGCCCUCAAGCAUCAAGAGUGUUGAAUGGGGCAACGGAACCUGGGCUUUGAAGGACGGUACACUGCGCCUGGGGUCUAUUGACGCCAUGUCAGCCAACAUGAUAAUCUUAGAUCUGUAGGGCUAUUUGACUGAGGAGAGAAUGCAUUAUUAUUAUAUGUUGCCUGUAAAGAAAAUAUUUCUAUGCUCAAACUUGCGCCAUUGAAAUGCGUGACCCAUGUAGUUUUCGUCCGUAAACAAACUUAGUAUCCUUCUUUCUGCUCGCCGUUCUGCUGGCGGCCCAUCCUUGACCACAUAGACUUCAGAACUGGGUUUCUUGAAGAGACCAGUACAUUUGCCCACCUCUUAGAGCCAUCUACGGGAUCCUCGAUAGGAACUGUCGCAGCACCGAGCGACACUGGCUGGCAGUUAAGAUAUGUACUCUCCCAGUUUCCAGCAGGAACCUCAAACAGCUCGUGAAAGACGCCAACGUAAGGCUUCUUGAGAGCCACAAAUGCAUCCCAGUAGCGGCGAUGGAUAGGAUCGUGGGCAAAUUUAUUUAGAGCUUCCAGGUCACGGAAAUAAUACACCGCCAUGGAAGUUUGUCCAUUCGACGGAGCCGGCUGCCAAUGCGACGCACUGAGAAGGCCAUACUCCUCACGUUUUGACAUCAGAUCAUGAUGCAUCUCCAUAAACCAGUCUGACGUUUCUUUGAACCCGGGAGCCGCAAAACCGUUGGGAUGGUUUGACUGCACUCCAAGAUGGAGCACCACCAAGCUGCGACUGGAAGGCUUGUUCGAGUAUGUUCCAUCAGCCUCGGGAAACUGCGCAGAAGUGCCUGUAGGAGGGAUGUAACUGGGAGGUGCACUUGGCUUUGGUGCUGCGAGAUGGCCAAUGGCGGCGAUGGCGACACAAAUACCAAGGGGUACAAACGCCCAUUCGCCUGGGAGAUAUCUGCUAAGGAGCAACUGAGCGACGCCGCCUAGAAUGGCUUUACUGGGGAGCUGGAGUUUAUUCCAUAUCGAAG
Molecule: messenger RNA, 3323 nt
Organism: [Torrubiella] hemipterigena
Lineage: Eukaryota; Fungi; Ascomycota; Sordariomycetes; Hypocreales; Clavicipitaceae
Source: the annotation of a GenBank genome assembly